UUUAAAAUAACGAAGUUACGCAAUGAAAUCAGUGCGAACGACCACACAUUUGCACAGAAGGUCGCUGAAAUCCGCGUUUCUGCAGAUUUAGGGGCCGCUUAUGUCGACCCCGCCUGGAGAAACUGUCGAACCUUCGAAAUAAGAGCUCCGUGGUUUCCGCGCGUGCCGUUGCUACAAAAACAGUUAGCUUCACCGGGACGCAUCAGCUCCUCUGGUAACCCCGGAGUUAUUUCAAACACAUCUGAUGUGGGUUAUAUGUGAUGGGGAAACCAUAUUAACUACGGCUAACCAGUAGCCAGCUGUUAGAGGUCACUCUAACUAAUUUACGGUGUAGCUGCUAGCGUUAGCAUGAACCGUCGGCCUGUUCAGGAAGCAGGCGCGAGCUUUUAUUUUCCAAAAUGACUUCUUGGUGUCAGCAGUGAGGCUGCAGAUCCCUGCUCCCCAUCAGGAUGUUUUCCUGAUGUUUCUGCUCUGUUUAAAGAUGAUUUCCGUCUUCAGCAGGGAAAUCUACAAGUUAAAGAGGAGGGGAAACUAACUGGUUACCAAACUGCGCUCAACACCACUGACUGCGAUGGCUCACCUCGCCAACCAUGGCAGGCUGCUCCUGCAGCGCCUCCAUCAGCAGCGAGAGAUGGACUUCCUGUGUGACAUCACCAUCAUGGUAAAAGACGUGGAGUUCCGAGCUCACCGCAACAUCCUUGCUGCCUUCAGCAACUUUUUUUCUGGCCAGGCUGAGAAAGGCGAAGAAGUCACAAUUUUAGACCCUGAGAAGGUCAGCAGGUACUCUCUGGAGAAGCUCCUGGAGUUCGUCUACACCGGCCAGAUGAAUCUCAGCAGCACCAGGCAGGCCGCCGUGCGUCGGGCUGCUGUGUUCCUGGGAAUGUCCGAGGCCAUCAAGUACCUGGAGGAGGUCCUUCACUGGUCCGAGCUAGGUGAGUCCCAGUCAGAGCUGGACAAGGAGGCUGGAGCGUCGCCCCCGAGCCCCAGCAGCCCCAGCUCUCCCCUCCCUCUGUCUAUCGCCUCUGGCAUUGGGGAGUGGCACAGCGAGGAGCAGGAAGGGAAGGACCAGGACUACGAGCCCGGAGAGGAAGACUUUGACUUUGAAGAGAGGAGUGAUGAAGAGAUCACGCCCGCAGCGCAGAAGGGUGUCGGCCAUCGAGGGACAGGCAGGAAGAGGGGCCGCAGGCCGAAGAGCUUCAGCGAAGAGCAGGUUGAGCAGAGCGGCUCGUCCGACAUGCCCAAAAUUCAGAGCUACAGGGGGAGGGGCAGACCCAGAGGGAGGGGCCGAGGACGAGGAAGAGGAGCGUCCACCAUGUCUGCAUCUGAUGAUCUGUUCGAGGUGGAUUCUGACACAAGCCUGAAGGACUUUGGAGACACUUCUGCAGACUGGAGCCCCUCCCAGGACGACGAGUCUCCUACCAAGAAGCCUCGGCUGAGCUUCGGAGACGGGAGGAGGGGGCGGGGUAGGGGGAGAGGACGGGGGAGAGGCAGGGGCCGCCCCAGGAGGAGGAUAAAGGAGGAGGAGGAAGAAGAAGAAGUUGGGAUCUUGGGGGCUGAGGAUGACGAGGAGGAGGAGGAGCAGGGGGAGGUCCAGGAAGGGGAGAUGGGGGAGACGCUGUCCUGCUGUGAGUGCAACAAACUCUUCAAAGACGUGAGCAGCCUGCGGCGCCACGAGAAGAUCCACAAGGGUCUGAAACCGUUCUCCUGCAUCUUCUGCUCCAAGACCUUCAGACAGGCCACGCAGCUGAAGACGCACCUGAGGAUCCACACAGGUGAGAAGCCCUUCAGCUGCAGCAGCUGUGACAAGUGUUUCGCUCAGAAGUGUCAGCUGGUGGCUCACCGCCGGAUGCACCACGGCGAGGAGAAGCCGUACACCUGCGAGCGCUGCGGCUUCAAGUUCGCCACGUCUUCCAACUACAAAAUACACAUCAGACUCCACAGCGGGGAGAAACCGUACGUCUGCGACAUCUGCGGUCAGGCCUUCGCUCAGUCCAGCACGCUGACCUACCACAAGCGCCGGCACACCGGCGAGAAGCCGUACCAGUGCGAUCUGUGUGGGAUGUCGUUCUCCGUCUCCUCCUCCCUCAUCGCCCACGCCAGGAAACACACAGGAGAGACUCCGUACAGAUGCUCUCAAUCCAAGUGUGACGCCAAGUUUGUGACGUCGUCAGAGCUGAAGAAGCACAUGAGGCGACUCCAUCCAGAUGGGAACUCUGGAGUUCAGUGUCUGCUGUGUGGGAACCGCUUCGCCAGCGUGAAGAACAUGAUCAAACACCAGGAGAAGGCUCACGCCGAUGAAGUUCGACAGCACAAGGAGCGGGCGCGAGCCGUUGUACUUCUGGCCUCCAGCCACCCGAUGGCGUUUGUUCAGAGUAAACUCUCCCAGGAGAACAAGUCUCUGGACUCCAUCUCCGAGGCCGAGCCACCCAACCCGGAACCUUCCACCCCCGCACCCAAAGCCGCCGCGCCAUCCACCACCCCCUCAGAUGCCGCCGCCGUCUCUUCCAAAUCCACCACCGCCGCCUCCCUCAUCCAGGACUUCAAGGCGGAGCCUGCCCACGACCCGCUGGCCUCCACUGAGCCAGUGACCUUUGAACCCGACCAGGAGCAGACCAUCAACUCGGACACGCUGCACGCCCUGGUGGAGCAGUUGAGGCCCGCGGCGUCACCUGCCGCCAGCCUGGAGCAGAUUGUCAUCAUCAGGACGGUGGACACUGCUGAGAACACGCCCCCUCAGCAGUGAGCGGGGUCAGGGGUCACCCAGAAAGGAGGGGCUCCUCCAUUCCAAACUUGUGUUUGGAAUAAAAACAAAAGUUGGCUUUAAUCCGGAAGCGGGGCUGGAAUUCUCUUUGUUCUUCCGUCUCGACCGGAACAGUUUGGGUUUUAGACGUGACCAAAAGUAAAAGUCACAACAUCACCGUAUCACACACACACACACACACACACACACACACACACACACACACACACACACACACACACACACACACAGGUUUCUGCCUCCUCUUUACUCUAUUUAGUUUUUCAGAUGCAAACAUUUAGUUUUAAUGUUUGAGCUCCAAAAUAAACGUAUUCAAAUAUCUUGAAGCUUUAUUUUUGUCACGGAUUCAGACAAAUCUUUAUGAAUGGACUUUUGUUCACCAGGAUUAAAGUGAAAUAGGAUUAACAUCUUUUUUAACGCUGGAAUUAUUAAACGUUUUAGUUCACCUGCUGCUGAGCAGGACGCUUUAGAUUAUGAGUUUUUGACAAAUUAAAACUCAGAAACUUCUGAUAAAAGCAGAAUUUUUCUUUUAUUUUGUUAUUUUUACUUUCAGGAUUUAUGAAUAAAACCUUUUGAUGAUAAGAUUUGAUUUAAAAUCCCCAAAGAGACGAGUUUCCUAAUCUAAAUGCUAAAUGGUAAAUGGCCUGUAUUUGAUAUAGCGCCUUCUAGAGUCCUGGAACCCCCCAAGGCGCUUUACAACACAAUCAAUCAUUCACCCAUUCACACACACAUUCAAACACUGGUGGGGAUGAGCUACAAUGUAGCCACAGCUGCCCUGGGGCACACUGAUAGAGGUGAGGCUGCCGAGCACUGGCGCCACCGGUCCCUCCGACCACCACCAGCAGGCAACGUGGGUUAAGUGUCUUGCCCAAGGACACAACGACAGCGACAGACUGAGCGGGUCUCGAACCUGCGACCUUCCGAUUGCGAGGCCUUAACUCCUGUGCCACCGUCGCCCCAUCUAAACGUGUAAAUAAUCCGAGAGACUUCAGAUGUUUCCAGAUUAUUAAUCCUGAAUUUAAACUAAUCAGCUGCAGAAACUAACGUGACAUCCUGGUUAUUUAAUCUGAUGCACCGCUCUGGCUUAAGUAUUAAAACUCCUCAUGGGUGCAUUUAUUCGUGUUUCUGAUAUUAAUCUGAAUAAAACGUUAUUUUUAAACACGUCUGAUUUAUGCAGUUUAAGAAUAAAUUAAAUCUUGUUUCAGGAACAGAGUCUUUAGUUUUUCUAAUCUUUAUGUGUUUUAAUAGUUGAAACUUUUCCUCUAGUGAGUUUUUAUUGUUUACUUUUAGUGAAAGUGUCACGUUGAGUCUGUUAAUCUGUCGAUGCUUUAGCAGUUUUUAUUAUUUAGAAGGUUAAAUGAAGCAUUCCUGUUGUUUUUAUGAACUUGCAUCUCUUGUACAGUUGUGAGAAUUAUAUCUGAACAGGUUGCUGUAUAAAAACAUUCAGACAAAAUAAAGCAAAAAGGGACAAAAA
This is a messenger RNA of Nothobranchius furzeri (turquoise killifish), 4235 nucleotides long. RefSeq names its product myoneurin (gene mynn). Gene Ontology annotation, biological process: regulation of transcription by RNA polymerase II. The record is from RefSeq and is a predicted model, not a curated record. Gene Ontology annotation, cellular component: nucleus. Lineage: Eukaryota; Metazoa; Chordata; Actinopteri; Cyprinodontiformes; Nothobranchiidae. Gene Ontology annotation, molecular function: RNA polymerase II cis-regulatory region sequence-specific DNA binding; protein binding; DNA-binding transcription factor activity, RNA polymerase II-specific.